This is a messenger RNA of Tetrahymena thermophila SB210, 2145 nucleotides long. Its product is annotated as alpha/beta hydrolase fold protein. Gene Ontology annotation, cellular component: cytosol. The record is from RefSeq and is a predicted model, not a curated record. NCBI's taxonomy places the organism in Eukaryota, Ciliophora, Oligohymenophorea, Hymenostomatida, Tetrahymenidae. Gene Ontology annotation, molecular function: triacylglycerol lipase activity; sterol ester esterase activity. Gene Ontology annotation, biological process: triglyceride catabolic process. The transcript has a single exon.
AUGUAGAGUUAGUAAUAAGGAGAGAUUAGUUAUUAAAAUGUAUUUAAAAACAGAGAAUUAUUCGUUUAGCUCUAGUAAACUAUUCCUCAGACAAUAGAAAAUAUCAAGCGAGCUGAAUAAACUAGAGCAAUGCUCUGGAUGCUCUAUCAAAGAAUUUCUCAAUAGAUCGAAGUACCUGCUAUUUCAGACUUUAUAGCCUAGAUAGAUUGCUACACAGACACUCUUCUUAAAUGCCUGUUUGAUGUUAAGAAAGUAAAAAAUACUGAUAAUAUAGAGGAAGAAAUCCCUGUUUUUAAUAAUAACUAAAUCAAUAAUGAUGAAGAAUCUACAAGCGAAUCUAAUGAAGAAGAAAAAUUUGUUAAAAGCAAAAUAACUCUCUCACUUAAGUAAGAUGUUAACAUUUUUAUAUUAGAAGAAGCGAUGGAAAAAACUAAAAUGUGUAUUUUUGAUGUUAUGAUGGAUCACGGAUAGAGAGGUUUAAAUGAUAAUGCGGAAAAUGAGAGGGUUAUGGAAGAAAUGAUUGCUUAUUUUUUGUCUGCCAAUGGAAAGUUAAGUUUGUUAAUCGAGUUGUUACCUCUAAUUGUUUAUUUUAAUAAAAAUGAUUUAAUGUCUCUUCCUCGCUACGAUGAAAGAUGGAGAAACCUUUAUAGGAAUUCACUUAGAUACAGAAAGCUUGCUUCAGAUGCUGAAUUGAUUAACAGGUUAAAAGUAUUUGAAAAAUCUAUCUACCUUGCUAACUCCCUCUGCUAUAAAAUAUACAAUAUUGAAAAUAAGCCCCUGAAAUAGUUUAUGGCGUUAGUACGUAGUGCUUAAUAUUUUUUCUUUAACGAGGAAGCUCGUCUUAUAACAGUUAAGUUUUAAACUAAUCCCGAUCCUAAAGCUGCCAUCCUUGUUUGGGAUGUCAUAGAAUAGAUAAAGAUGUGGGAAAUUUUCGUUGCUAAUGUGAUUGAUAAAAUUGAAUAUCACGAAGUAAUAUAAAUAGAUGCUAACGCAUAUCCUACUCUCACUGAAGAAAUGAUCAAAAGUGAAAUUGAAAGCAAUACGAUUUAUAACAAAUAUCAAUCAGAACCAGUAACUAAAAGAGUUCCUUAAGAUAAAGACAUAGACACAGCUUCACCAAAUAAAAUACAGCUUCGUGUAUUAUGUGCAAAAAAUCUCUAGAGAAGAAAAUAUGGCCAGCCUUUAAAUUUCCCUUCAAAGAAUAAAAGCGUUACUUCUACUUUGAUAGAAGGAGUUAAGAAUGUGUUUAAAUUCUCUUCAAAGCUAAAAUUAAAUCGUCAACAAAAACCUAAUAAUAAUAUAGAUGAAAAUUCUGAAAAUGAUGAAGAUGAUAAAGGAAACGUAUUUUAUAGAUAGCCUAGUUUGAAAGGAGAAAGAGAAGUGUUUGACGAAGUUAUAUUCCAUAUUCAUGGAGGAGGAUGGAUAAGUAUGUCUUCUUUUUCUCAUCAAAUUUAUACAAGAAGAUGGGCUAACUUGUUAAAGGAUGUCCCAAUAUUCUCAAUUGAUUACAAACUCCUUCCAUAAAAUAAAUAUCCUUCAGCAGUUGCAGAUUGUUUUUAAGCUUACUGCUGGAUAUUAUUUAAUGCAGAGGACUACUAUAAUAUUAAAAUAAAUAAAAUAUUGCUAGCAGGUGAUUCAGCUGGAGCUAACAUGGCUCUUGGUGUUUGUCUCUUAGCACAUAAAUAUGGGAUACGCUAGCCAGAUGGUUUACUUUUGUGCUAUCCAGCUGUUAAUUUAAGUACAGAUAUAUAUACCCCUUCUUUCCUAACUUCAUUAUUUGAUCCUAUUGUUCCCCAUACUUUCCUUAAAAGUUGUGUAUCUAUGUAUGUCAAUAAUAGUGAAGAUUCUAAGAAGGAUCCAUUCCUCAGCCCAAUACUAUUCCCAAGUGAAAUCAUGAAAAUAUUACCAGCUAUGCGUAUUAUGGUUGGAGAAGAUGACUCAUUACAUGAUGAUACAAUUCGCUUUACAGAAAAAUUAGUACUCUCAGGUCACAAAAAUGUUAAAACAAUAGUAUAUAAUUUAAUGAGACAUGGUUUUCUUAACUAUGAUUAUCCCUUUGGUUUCGAUUCUUCCUAAGCUAUAUAAGAUACAGGAAUAAUGUUAGCAGAAUUGCUUGAUCCUGUAAACACUUACGUGACUUAUUGA